This is a messenger RNA of Dreissena polymorpha, 2444 nucleotides long. RefSeq names its product NADPH oxidase 5-like. Gene Ontology annotation, biological process: superoxide anion generation; defense response. The record is from RefSeq and is a predicted model, not a curated record. Lineage: Eukaryota; Metazoa; Mollusca; Bivalvia; Myida; Dreissenidae. Gene Ontology annotation, cellular component: NADPH oxidase complex; plasma membrane. Gene Ontology annotation, molecular function: superoxide-generating NAD(P)H oxidase activity; calcium ion binding.
AUGAAACCCACGAUCCUGGAUGUGGAGCCCAGGGCUGGAAGCGGAAGCAUAGACCGGGACGAAUUACUGAACGCCCUAAAGGCGUGCAUGGAAGAAAGCUCGCUAUCACUCUCAGCUGAAAACUUAGAAGAUCUUACGGACGCACUAUUUGACGCCGCGGACGAAGAUAAGUCCGGUACGAUCACGUUCGAGGAGCUCCGAAACGAGAUUGAGAAACAUCCGGGCGUUAUAGAGAACCUUACAUUCAGUUUGCGAGAGGUGGGUGGCUUAUGCCUGAACUUCAAUUGUGCCUGGGUACUCGUACUGAUGCUGCGCAAGUGUAUCACCUUUCUGCGCAUGAAACUAUGUCACGUGCUUCCGUUCGACCAGCAUAUUUUGUUUCAUAGGAUGACGGGCUUCGCAAUAGCGUUCUUUGCAGUGGAACACACGUUUGCACAUAUUGGCAAUGCUGUGGCCAUCACGGUGAUAACGCUGCUUGCUAAUGAAACCCAAGCUUGGGAGGUGCUGUUCACCACAGUUCUCGGCCAUGGGUUGGUCGAGGGCUCUGCCUAUAUUACUGUGAUCCUGAUGAUCAUCUUGAUAGUCAUCGUCAUAUGUUCUCUUCCGUUCGUAAGACGCAGCGGUCAUUUUGAGGUAUUUUACUGGACGCACAUGCUGUACGUCCCCUUCUGGAUCUUACUAAUUAUACACUGCGAUAUAUUCUGGAUGUUCAUUGUUGGACCCGGGGUAAUCUUUCUUUGGAAGAAAGUUUCAAGAUCAAAACUGAUAAAAAUGGUGCGUUAUGGAGAUACAUACAUCGAAGGUGUGAACUUACUGCCCUCCGGGGUCACUCAUCUUGUUAUCUCACGACCAACCAACUUCCGGUAUCGACCAGGUGACUAUGUCUUCAUACAAAUACCGGAAAUAGCAAAGUUCGAGUGGCACCCUUUCACCAUCAGCUCGGCACCUGAAAUGGAAGGUCACAUAUGGUUGCACGUUCGAUCAGCAGGACAUUGGACACGGAAGCUGUAUGAAUACUUCGACAAGUACGACGUAAAUACCGCACAAAACGCAGAUCAAAAACACCGAGGAACAUCGAACAAGUUUGUAAAAAUUGAACAGGCAUAUUCUCGCCAAAAUGAGGUGAGAAAAUCGAGAGUGUCCCGAAAGUCAAGCAACACACCGUCCAAAGAAACGCAUAAAGACGUCAAUAUCAAGUGUUUUAUUGACGGCCCGUACGGUACGGGAACAAGAGAAGUAUUUGACACAGAACACGCCGUGUUGAUUGGUGCAGGUAUUGGUGUCACACCUAUGGCCUCGAUUCUGCAAAGUGUCUGGUACAGAUUCAGCGAAAAAAGACAGACGUGUCCGAACUGCGACCACGUGUGGUACCCGAUAGACGAGGAGGAGAUGGACAUGAACUUGAAAAAGUUGGACUUUGUAUGGAUAAACAGAGAUCAGAAAAGCUUCGAGUGGUUCCUCACACUGCUGAACAAGCUAGAGAUGGAGCAGAGCGAUCAUUGCGGGCCCCUGGAAAAGUGCAUCCAGAUGCACAUGUACAUGACCGCAGCACAGAAGAAAACCGACAUGAAAGGCAUCGGAUUACAGAUUGCGUUGGAUCUAAUGUACGAGAAAAACAAGAGAGAUCUGAUCACGGGUCUUCGAACGAAAACAGAGCCAGGUCGGCCUAACUGGAAUAAAAUAUUCAAAGCCAUCAAGAACGAAAACAAAGGUAAGGUCAAAGUUUUCUUCUGUGGAGCGCCAGCACUUGGGAAAACAGUCAAAGAAGCCGCCGCGAAAUUUGGUUUUGCAUUCUCUAAGGAAAAUUUCUAAAACUUGAUAAUCAAAUUACUUCAUGUGUUCAUGUUUAAUCAAAUUUUGCGCUCAAACACUGUGUGAUUUUUAGACUGCAAGUUUUAUUUUCAACUGCAUGACGUUUAUAUCAUUAAAUACGUGACAAUCACUUUGAAAUGUGAACAACACCAACAUACCCUAUUGUUAACCGGCGAACACUAAAUUAAGAAAACUUGCAACAAAGUCUGAUGUAUCUGCAUAAGAAGUUCGUAAUGCAGAUCGUCGUAUGCACUUGAUUCGAAGUCGAUGUGUUUAUUGACCUGGGUACAACAAGGUGAAUUUGAACGCGAAGGGCCAUACUAGCCGUUUGUGUGAAACGUCAAUUAUAUUAUUUAUUAUUUUGUAUCAUUUAUUUAAUAAUUUUUAUGUGUUUUUUACUUUGUUUUAUUUGCUAUGUUCAUUGUAACCGUGGCAUUUUAGCACUUUUUAAUUACAUGUGUACGUCCUUUACUUACUAUUUUGUGUGAGCAUGCUGUUAUAUUUCAAUGUAUUUACUGUUCUUACGUUAGUUUGUACUAAAUGAACUUAUAUUUGGACAAUAAAACAUCCAUUUGCUAAUGCAAUAUUUGAACAUUAAUUAUUUGUUGUUUACUAGCAAUUAUUUAUUGUUA